GAAAGUCUCAAAAACAUGAACUCUCCUCAAAAUGACAACGGUCCGUGAUUUGGGAUUUACUCUUUUGGUGCUGCUCUCUGCAGUGGGAGCAGCAAUGCUACAAGAAAACACGUACGAUUACUACAAAUAUCACCCUAUGUCAGAGAUCUCUGAGUGGAUGGUUCAGAUUGCGAAGGAUCACCCCGACAUUGUAACGAGAAUGGAGUAUGGAAAGACCUACGAGUUCAGGACUAUUACCUUGCUCAAGAUUGGUGUGAAUACUGGAGAGAAGAAGAAAGCUAUCUGGAUGGACUGUGGUAUCCACGCCAGGGAGUGGAUCGCUCCAGCCUUCUGUCAGUACUUUGUCAGACAGAUCUUGCAGACAUAUAAGACUGACCCAAGAAUUGGACUGAUGUUGAAGAACCUAGACUUUUACAUAACCCCAGUACUCAAUAUGGACGGCUACAUCUUUUCAUGGAGGGACAACUCGACUCGUCUAUGGAGAAAGAGCAGGUCACCAGGUCCUGCAGGCUGCAACUGCUCCGGGACCGACCUCAACCGCAACUUCAACUCAAACUGGGGAACAAUCGGCGUGUCCUACGACUGCUGCCAACAAACCUUCUGUGGCAGAGCUCCUGAGUCUGAGCCUGAGACUCAGGCUGUCACCUACUUUGUAGGAAGCAGGAAGGAGGACUUCCUGUGUUUCCUCACCAUCCACUCCUACGGCCAACUGCUCUUGGUUCCCUAUGGACACCCUAACUCCACUGCCUCAAACUACAAGGAGCUGAUGGAAGUCGGGUUGGGUGCAGCAGAGGCCAUCAAGAAGAUCCACGGGAAGAUCUACAGAGUAGGAACCUCCCCUGAUAUAUUAUAUCCCAACUCUGGAUCUUCCAGAGACUGGGCUGCAGUACAAGGAAUUCCCUUAUCAUAUACUGUUGAGCUCAGAGAUAAGGGAGAGUAUGGCUUUGAGCUUCCUGAGGAUCAGAUCAAGCCCACCUGUGAGGAAGCCUACAGCGGAGUCCUGCACAUCGUCACCUAUGCCCAUGAUAAAGUCUUUAACAGUGCCAUCGCAUUCACUGGUGGGACACUCUGGACCGUGCUUGUAGUGGCAGGAGUCACCAGGAUAAUAUCAUACUGAAGAGUGCAUGCAUCAGUCUGAAUGAAAUAUUUGCAUUUAUUUCAUUUUCAAAAUCUGAACAUUGAGCAAACACAUAUGGAAAGCAUGCUGGAAUUGCCAGUAACAGUGUGAAUUAAAGCUGCAAGCAGCGUUGGUCGGGCCCGCUUUGGCUGCUGCCCCCGCGACCCAAGCCCUGGUCUAAGUCAGACCUACAUAGAGGUUUUUGUAUCAUGUCCCUACGACAUUCCUAACCAAAGUUACAAGUAGUUUUGUCUGUGUUUUUUCCUAGGGGGUGCUAGAGCGUAAUUUUGAUUGCUGUCCCAAUACUUUUGCCUAGUGUUAGUCCUAAGUGUCCCAAUACUUUUGUCCAGUGGUAGUCCUAAGUGUCCCAAUACUUUUGUCUAGUGUACCUACCUUCUCCGCAUUGUGCGGGCACGCUAGUGCAGCCAACUUGAGACAACAGCAGCGCAGCAGCAUCAUGGUUCUUUGAAGGGUCAUAAAAUCCAAACCGGACCAGUAAUCAAAACUUUUUCGCUAUCUUUUAAUCAGAAGGGUUCAAUCUCUCUCAUGUGCGAGUUUGAAGCCGAAACGACAAACGCGCUCAGAGGAGAUAAUGUUUGAAGAAAGAAACUUUUGUUUUGAAGGGGUAAUUGCCAACUUCCUGUUGAUUUUUGCUGAAGGAUGUCAAUUAUUAAAAUGUAGGUCUAAGUAAGACCUACAUAGA
Nerophis ophidion (straightnose pipefish) is the source of this 1820-nucleotide messenger RNA. Its product is annotated as carboxypeptidase O-like. The coding region runs from base 32 to 1117 and encodes 361 amino acids. Gene Ontology annotation, molecular function: zinc ion binding; metallocarboxypeptidase activity. NCBI's taxonomy places the organism in Eukaryota, Metazoa, Chordata, Actinopteri, Syngnathiformes, Syngnathidae. Gene Ontology annotation, biological process: proteolysis. The record is from RefSeq and is a predicted model, not a curated record. The transcript is spliced from 9 exons.